Klebsormidium nitens is the source of this 1943-nucleotide messenger RNA. The record is from the annotation of a GenBank genome assembly. Lineage: Eukaryota; Viridiplantae; Streptophyta; Klebsormidiophyceae; Klebsormidiales; Klebsormidiaceae.
AUGGCGGAUAGUGAUUCGGCGCAGCCAACGAGCAGCUCAGAGAACGACUCAGAGUUUGCAGCAUUGCUUGAGGCGGAGCUUGACAAGGACGAUUGGGGGUCAGAAGAUCAAAAUGCGGCUGGCGUGGACAGUCACAGCCAUGAAAGAGUUGACAUAGAGGAUGUUGACAACCAGAUAGGGGCGCAAGUGGCGGAGGCACCGUUGAUAGGACAUGCUGCUAGCCAAGCCGUUGACGAACCAGGUGGGGCAGAAGGGAAGGGCAAGGAGGCCGGAAUCUGUCCUCCCCACCCCGGAUACAUGUGGAACAUCUGCAUUCGCUGUGGGAAGGCAAAGGAGGAAGAUGAUGAUGAGAAAGGAGUGGCCCUACGGUAUCUUCAUCAAGGGUUGGAGGUGAGCGCGGUCGAAGCGGACCGUCUCCGAAAGGACGACCUCCAGAAGCUGCUGGCGCAGAAGAAGCUGUACCUGGUAGUGGACCUCGACCAUACGUUGCUCAACUCAACAAGGAUGGCCGAGGUCCCAGACAGCGACGCCGCCUACCUCCGCUCCGCCUACAGCCCCACCACAGUCUUCCCCCCCGCCGCCGCCCCCAGCGCCAAUGAAGACGACCUGCUGUAUCAGCUGCCGCCUCUGUCGAUGUGGACCAAGCUACGGCCGUUUGUGCGCGAGUUCCUGGAGGAAGCGGCGGGGCUGUUUGAAAUGUACGUGUACACCAUGGGGGAAAAGCUGUACGCGCAGGCGAUGGCCCGGUUGCUGGACCCCUCUGGGCGGCUCUUUGGGGAGCGCGUGAUCAGCCAGCAGGACAGCACCAGCCGCAAGACCAAGGACCUGGACGUCUUCGCCGUGCUCAUCUUCGAUGACACCGAGGCGGUGUGGCCAAAGAACCGGGCGAACCUGCUGGUCAUCGAGCGGUACCACUUCUUCCGGUCGAGCCGGCGCCAGUUCGGCCUGCCCGGGGAGUCGCUCGUCGAGGCCAAGAAGGACGAGUGCAGCGAGGAGGGGGCGCUGCGGGGCAUCCUGGACACCCUCAAAACGGUACACGCCGACUUCUUUGCGCCGCGAACGGCGCCGGCGGACGUCCGACAGGUCUUGGCCUCCGUCCGACGUGGCAUCCUCUCCGGCUGCCACGUGGUCUUCAGCCGCAUCUUCCCCCAGGGCUUCCCGCACCACGAGUCCCACCCGCUCUGGAUCCGCGCCACCGAAUUGGGGGCGACCUGUUCCCUCAACGUUACACUUGAAACCACCCAUGUGGUCGCCGUCGAACCCGGGACGGAGAAGGCGCGGUGGGCGCGCGCAGAGGGCAAGUUUGUCGUACGACCCGAGUGGCUGGACUGCUGCCAGCUCACAUGGUCGCAUGCCCGGGAGGAAGACUUCCCGGUGCUUCCCGACUGGAGAACUCGGGGAGCUGCGCCCGAGUUCGCGCGCACCGUUGACCGGAAGGAACCGGAACCGGAGACCUCCUCGGCGGACGGAACCGACGAGUCCGACGAGGAUGUCGAGGUGACGGACGGGGAGCGAGCCGGCCCAUCGGAAGCUGCCACGUCAGGUGGAAGCGGCGAUGAGAAGAGGGAACGGACCGAUGACGAACGAGAGGAAGGCGAUGCGAAGCAAAGCGGCGACGCACGCGGUGAAGAUCGGCAGCAAGCGGUAGAGAACGGUUUAGCAAGCGUAGCUAGGAGUGUUGGAAACGAAGAGAGUCGCGAAGGUGCGACAGAAAGCACGCAGCGGACCGAGCACGCUAGCAAACGCCAAAAACAGGAGCAUGAGGUUGACGAAGGCACUCUUUGAGAAUCGCCCCUCCAAAUUGGAUCCGACUUGAUGGUUGCACGCUCUCCAUUACACGCUCCAGGAGGAUCUGCGCAUUUUCUGCAGACACGCCUUUGCUCAGGGUAUGCUGUAUACAAACCCAUAGUCAAAAUUGGACGUUCGUGUUCACACCAUCAUGC